GACGCAGCAGGAUAGGUGGAUACCGGGAGAUAGCACAUAACUGCUAUCUUCCCCCAAGAUUAACCAUAAAAUAGGGCCUAUCCAAACUGCUAGUUAGAUGACUUUUAGUAGUUGAGAUCUACUAUCCAGUAUCCAUAUUCCAUAUUAUUCAAGAACCCCCGCAGGGUCCACUUCGUUAUGUCUCCAAUUUUUUAAUGUUGCCUAAUAAAUGCCUAGGCAUUAUCGGCCGCUGUUAAUCGCUCUCCCUUCUGCGGUCAUUUCUUUCCCGAUCAUCGUGGUCCAAACACCAUCCCCAACCCACUCCCCGGAGCAGAGGAGCCAUUUUCAAUCUUUUGCCAUUUUGACAGGUAAAAUUUCCAGAUAAUCAGCCCAUCUCAAGGAAUAAACACAAUAAUUGCCGGCAUGCCGCCGCGCAGGUCUCACAAGAAGUCCCGCAACGGCUGCGAGCUGUGCAAGAAAAGAAGGGUCAAG
Molecule: messenger RNA, 471 nt
Organism: Aspergillus welwitschiae
Lineage: Eukaryota; Fungi; Ascomycota; Eurotiomycetes; Eurotiales; Aspergillaceae
Exons: 1
Coding region: 209-364 (51 amino acids)
Source: RefSeq, a predicted model, not a curated record